AUGGCCGUCGGCGCAUUCUUGGAACCGUUUGUGGUCGUGACGCUCCUGUUCGGAGGAGCCUGGUUCAACAGAAACAAGGACUAUGACUUUUGGAAGGGAACUCAAGGCUGGGCUGGUGGCAGCAAACGAAGUGAUGACUUUGGAGGAAAGCGCAUAUCGACAGAGACCAGCUCCCCUCGAAGCCCUCCUUGGAGCUCCGGGUCGUCAUCGCCGACACUGGGAUCCGACGACGGAUCGACCUGGUCUCUCACAUCUCGACGACGAAACGUUCGGUUCCUCGGUUUCAAGAAGACAGUCACGACUCCGAAUACUCUCGUCUUCAAGGAUCGAUUCCUGAGUCGAGUCCUCCAGAAGUUCCCCUUCCUGGUAGAAGCGUGGUAUUGGGCACUCAUCUAUUGGGUGUACCAAUUAGGCAGAGCGUUCACCGCUGUCACCAUUGUCCAAGGGACCGUCCAUGUCGCCCGAAAGCACGCCCUCAAGGUGGUUCAUCUGGAGCAACGCCUGGGUAUCUUCUGGGAAGUAGCCGUCCAACAGUGGUUCUUGGAGCGUCCGAUUCUGCUGCACUGGAUCAAUCGAGUGUAUUCCUUCAUCCACAUUCCCGGGACAAUCUUCUUCUUGGUGGCCCUGUUCUACCUGACGACCUCUCGAAAGCGUCGAGCCAUGUCCGGCCGUGUCCGAAACGACCUCGUAUCCGCCGGGCCUGCGUUAUAUGAAGCUAGGCGGCGGACUAUGGCCAUGUGCAAUCUGAUUGCCUUUGUCGUCUUUACGCUGUGGCCUUGCAUGCCGCCUCGGCUGUUGAGCGAUCCCAACUAUAACGGACCGGACGCUCCGGAAGCGAAGAGCUUCGGAUUUGUCGAUAGUGUCCACAGCGCAACUGGUGAGAGCAGUGUUUGGACGACAAACAAGUUCUGCAAUCAAUACGCUGCCAUGCCUUCGUUGCACUUUGGCUAUUCUCUCCUUAUCGGUCUGACAAUCGCGACUCUGCCCGUGAAUGGAGUCCGGCCCAACUCCUGGAAGCGCCUGGCCAUUGGUGUCGUGGGCCUGUCCUACCCAGCGCUGAUCCUGACGGCCAUUGUUGCUACCGCCAACCACUUCAUCCUCGACGCUGUUGCUGGGGCCAUGGUCUGCGGCAUUGCGUGGCAUGCAAACGGGCUGCUGCUGAACCUGUGCGUGCUCGAGGAUUACUUGCUCUGGAUUGUGCGGAUCCACAAGCCCGUCAACUACACGGACCCCGAGACCGCGGUCGAGCCCGACUAUCACCCGAUUCUCCUGUCGGAGGAGGUUUGA
Molecule: messenger RNA, 1287 nt
Organism: Trichoderma reesei QM6a
Lineage: Eukaryota; Fungi; Ascomycota; Sordariomycetes; Hypocreales; Hypocreaceae
Exons: 3
Coding region: 1-1287 (428 amino acids)
Biological process (GO): sphingolipid biosynthetic process; inositol phosphoceramide metabolic process
Cellular component (GO): inositol phosphoceramide synthase complex
Molecular function (GO): inositol phosphoceramide synthase activity
Source: RefSeq, a predicted model, not a curated record